This is a messenger RNA of Schistocerca cancellata (South American locust), 2572 nucleotides long. Its product is annotated as UDP-glycosyltransferase UGT5-like. The transcript is spliced from 5 exons. Bases 39 to 1493 code for a protein of 484 amino acids. Gene Ontology annotation, molecular function: UDP-glycosyltransferase activity. The record is from RefSeq and is a predicted model, not a curated record. Lineage: Eukaryota; Metazoa; Arthropoda; Insecta; Orthoptera; Acrididae.
CCUCCCCCCAGACGUGUCGCGUCCUGCUGGUCUUCCAGAUGGGCGCGCGCAGCCACUGGACCCUAGGGAGGGCGCUGGCGGCCGGGCUGGCUGCCCGCGGCCAUCACGUCACAGCCGUCACGCCCUUCUCGGAGCAAGGAUCAUCGGACAAUUGGACACACGUGCCGGUACCCAACACUAUGCAUCUCUUUGGAGAUACCAACAUGUUCUCACUCGGCGAACGUGGCGCAUUUGGACUGAUCAUGACUCUCUUCCGUUUCGGAGUGAGUUCGUGUGAAAUUUUCCUCCAGACAGAGAGCGUCCGGCGACUGUUCCUCGCCGAGCACAAGUUCGACGUCAUGAUCGUCGAAGAGUUCUUCAGCGAGUGCUUCCUGCCGCUGGCUCACAGGCUGCGGAUCCCCGUCAUCGGUGUGGCGACAAUAUCGCCGACCUCUUGGAUGGCGGAUAUCGUCGGCAGCCCCAGUCCGUACGCUUACGUUCCGGACACAUUCCUCUGGUACACGGACAGGAUGUCCUUCUUGCAGCGACUCCACAACGCGGCGUUUGCGACUCUGUCUAAAGUAGCUCGCGAGAUGUAUUACAAACCGGGAUUGGAAGCCGUUUUGCGGCAGUACCUGAACAACACGGCGCUGCCAAGCGUAUCGGACAUGGAGAAGAACACCUCCGUCCUACUUUCAAACACUCAUGUGAGCAUGUUUUUCCCGCGUCCCCUGUCGCCUAAUUUCAUCGAAAUCGGAGGGGUGCACAUAAGGCCUCCGCAAAAGCUUCCACAGUAUUUUCAGAAGCUCCUGGAUGAUGCAAGGGAUGGAGUAAUACUUUUCAGCCUUGGAUCUAAUCUUCGCAGCUCCGACAUGCCUGAAGCUAAAACAAAAGCAUUUUUCGAGACAUUUUCUAAAAUGAAACAAAUUAUUCUCUGGAAGUGGGAAACAGAUGAUCUGGAAGGAAAACCAGAAAACGUAAAAACUGAAAAAUGGCUGCCGCAGUCGGAUAUAAUGGCUCACGAUAGCGUGCGUCUGUUCAUCACGCACGGCGGCUUGUUGAGCAUGACAGAGGCCGUGCACCACGGGGUACCGCUGGUGGUGGUGCCGUUCUUUGGAGACCAGCACUUCAACGCCAGGCAAGCCGAGCGCCUCGGCUACGCCGUCAGGCUUGACUUCAGUAACGUCACAGCGGAGUCACUCACCUGGGCACUUACAGAAGUGCUUAAUAGCCCUAGCUACCGCAUAAGGGCCCGUGAGGUGUCUCGUAUCUUCCACGAUCGUCCUCGCGCGCCGCUGGAAGAGGCCGUUUGGUGGACGGAAUACGUUGUCAGGCACCGCGGAGCGACCGCCCUGCGCUCUGCCGGCCAGGACCUCAGCUGGUACCAGAUAAUGCUGCUAGAUGUCGUCGCUGCCGCGCUGACCGCGUUCUGCCUACCGUCGUUGGCAAUCUGGGCUGGUUUCAAAGCAUUGUCCGCAAAACGUGUAGUGAGUGACAUGAAAAAGAAUGAGUAACGGCAGCAGCAGUGUUGUAUUUGUAAUUUACACGACAAAACCUUUUCACAGGCUUGUAUGGUCGGUCUUGAACCCAAAUGCUUAAGCAGCCUGAACGUAAAUUGCCGACACAGUCUUAAUUCCGUAAAUGUAGUUCAAGAAAUAUGAGGACCUCCGUCGGAAACUUCGUCACCCUUGUCAUAGGAUUAAGAUAUGUUGAGAUAUCCAACCUUAUCCACAAUGUAUAUCUGGAAGAAACUCUUUGCCUAUAGUAAAUGAAGUUAUUGUUAGCAAUGUACAGCAAUAGAAAGCAACUGUUGGAUGCUGAGGGAGCCUUCCUUGAGGUCUAAAGACAUUUUAAAAUGCUUCUGACGACAGCGAGAAUUUAUUUAACUUUUUUCGCAUGUUCGUGUAGUUGUUUUAGAUUGUUCAUUGUUCUAAGUUUUUAGGAUGCUCUGCAUGAUGGAAACUUUUGAGACAGCCAGGACUCUGGUUAGCAAUAUUUGACAAAGAAUGAGCACAGAUAUUUUGGCCGUUAACUUGUUCCUGAACCAGAAAACACAUUGGUGAUAAUCUUACGAAAUUUUGUGUGUCAUUUAAAAAAUAUUUAGUCAAGAAUUUCAAAUCUGAAGAUCAACUUCCAAUGCCAACAGUGUCUGGGGUACCUCUUUGCCUAAGUUCCGAUCUAAAAUUUAAAUAUCUUUGAGAAAUAUUUGACUCAGGUCAGACAGAUAAAGGAGAUGAAGAUCGUGUGAUGAAUUUUGUAAUGUAAAGGAUAUUUAGAAGCAAGGGAUAUCCGUGGAAGGCAAUGGAAACAGAAAGUUUUAUGUUCUCUGUAUCCUGAGAGCCAAAAACGUUCAGGUUCUUAAUUUGAUGGCUGUAGUUACGUUUGUAUUAAACAUUCCUGUUUCAAAUGAUGAGUCAGACCUUUUUCUUCCCUAAUGAAUGCAAAUGGUCAGAAGUGUGCAACAGAUGUAGCAGCGGGUUUGUAGAAGCAGAACUGUAAGUAGCAGUGAAUUUUAACAGUAGAGAAUUCUUUAUAUACUUAUAUACCUUUAUAGUCGAAGCAAUAUUUGCAAAAAGAAGGAAAAUCUGUAAAA